GUGCCUUACCGACGAAAAUUGGCGGGGUGUGCUGUAGCGAUGUGUACUCGGCGGGGGGGAUUGAACCAAUAACAGGCCUGAUUGCAUUUUUGAGGACGCCCGCCGGUUUCGCUGCCGUCGGGCAGCGGCAUCGUGAUCGACGGUCUAUGGAGGUAGCUCGUAGGAUGGGUGGGGGUGGUUUCUACCCUUCGCUUGCUCAAUCACCAUGGCCAGCCUCAUCCCGGAAUAUCACGCGCAAGGAGCGAAGACAGAUACAAUCAUAGACGCUGGAUGUGCAGGUACUCAUUUCCUGAGGAAUUACGUAAUUAGGAUGUGCUUGGUGUGGGAGGCCCUGGACGAAGACGAGGAGGAGGAGGAGCAGGAGGAGGAGGAGGAGGAGGAGGAGGAGUGGGAUCGGCAUGGAGCCAGAAAUUUUAUAUUGUGGGGGUUAGUUCCUCGGGAAAUCCAAGUCCCUUUUGCUGCCAGAGCAGCGUGAAUGGAGCGUCCAGGGAUGCAGCAGAAGGCAGAGAGAGGGACAACUCCUGGCACAGGAGGAGAGUGGGGUGGAGGGGCAGAGAGGAGUUUUGAGAAGAGUUGUUGUCGAACACCGCAACGACACUCCAGUGGUGGUAGGGUAAAGAAAAGGGCCAUGGCCUCCCCGCCCACGCACUGCCACAGCAAUACUGCGGCACCCUCACAGCUAGCCGAAGCUGCUAGAGGAGGAGGAGGAGGAGGAGCGCAAAGAAGAGCAGUGGAAGCAGGAGGAGGAACUGAAAGACUUGCAGACGGGGGGGGGGAAAUUGGAGGUGGAGGGGGAGCAGGAGGAGGUGGAGCAGGUCAGAGGGAGGUUGUGGGGGGUUCGACGCAGGUGGUAGGAGGAGGAGUGCAAAGAAGAGCAGUGGAAGCAGGAGGAACUGAAAGACUUGCAGAUGGGGGGAGGAGAAUUGGAGGUGGUGGGGGAGCAGGAGGAGGAGGAGCAGGUCAGAGGGAGGUUGUGGGGGGUUCGACGCAGGUGGUAGGAACUGCAAGAUUGGGAGGAGUUGGUGGCUGGGGAGUAGCAGUGGGAGGAGGAGUGCACAGAAGAGCAGCGGAAGCAGGAGGAGGAACUGAAAGACUUGCAGAUGGGGGGAGGAGAAUUGGAGGUGGAGGGGGAGCAGGAGGAGGAGGAGCAGGUCAGAGGGAGGUUGUGGGGGGUUCGACGCAGGUGGUAGGAGCUGCAAGAUUGGGAGGAGUUGGUGGCUGGGGAGUAGCAGUGGGUGGCUGGGGAGGAGGACGAGGAGGACGAAUGGGAGGAAUAGGAGGGGUAGGUGAGAGAGAAGUAGGCUGUUCCAAGCAGACAGUUGGAGCUGCGGGGCAAGGAGCAGGAGUGGCAGUCGAAGGAGGAGCGGAUGUGCGGUCUAUAGUUCGUCCUGUGCCCGCUUCGUGUCAGUCGUCGACGUCUGUUGUAUCGAGGAUUAGACUGGGAAUGGGAAUGUUGCCGACAGUGUCGGUUUCUUCUGCGCAUGAUCAGGGAACUUUCACUGCCGUUGAUGGGAAGUAUCGUGGUGCGAAGGCAGAGAAAUCUGCUAAGAAUGGCCGAAGACCUUCUGAUGUACUAAGCUUCCCAAGCAUGGUCACCGGUGGUGAUGUUGGUUCCUUUUCACUCAAGGGUGUGGGACCAGGAAGAGGGACUGGGUCUGUGUCUGGAACAAGCGCCGGAGUAGUGGGUUGUCACUCACAGAGCAGUGGAGGAGUGAGAAUGCACGCAGCUCAUCUGCCGACGCCCCUUGUUCAACGCGUCAGGUGCUUCGGGGGAAAAUCUGAAGGUGGAAAAGAAGAAGAGGAGGAGGAGGAGGAGGCGGCGGCGGAGGAGGAAAAUAACGACGAGAUUGGUGCUGGCGAAGAUGAUGGUGAUGGUCAGAAGAGGAGGCACGAGGAGUCGAAAAUGGUUGUUGUUUCAUCCGGCUAUGGAGGGAAGUUUCCAGGACCACCAUUGCUCCUAACCACCACCACAAAAGGAGAUUCCUCUCUUCUUCAGGGUGUGAAAUGGGGAAGAGGGGUUGGUUUGCUGUCUGGGAAAGCGCAGCGUGGCCGGCAUAGUGCUCCUCAGAGGAGAAGAGAAGGAGGAGGGGUGAGAACAGUUCUUUCGCAAUGCCCAACAGGGCGCUGCGAGGGUAUGGGAAACCGCGAACAGGGUGGUAAUGGCCAUGACAUUGUGCUUGAUGAGGAUGAUGGUGGCAAUGAUGAUGGUGUUGAUAAUGAUGCUGUUAAUGAUGAAGGGGAUGGUGAUGAAGUGGGGAAAGAUGAGAGUAAAAGGCAGGAGACGACAGCUGGGACCACAAAUCGACCUCGCUCAAAGCAAAGGUCAUUAAGGAACUUCCUGUGGGACGGGCCAGAGGGCAGCUGCAGGGGAGCAAGAAUGCGGAGCUCGAGAGUGCGACAUAAAGUGCGCAAGAUAUUGCCACGUGGCAUAUCUUCGCCAAGAUUUGAAGAACGGGGACAUGGGAAGCAGCAGGACAAGCAGACAACUUCACUGGAUCAUGGGAGGCAGCCGCUGCCAAUCUUCCAGGAGAUGGAUGGGGUGGGUGGGGAGCUUCCAAGGGAAGCAACGAUAGACGGACGAGGAGGAGGAGGAGGAGGGGGAAGGAUGGACCAUGGGAUCAUGUCGAGAAGUGCCAGCGUUGUAAAUACGAUGGCAGCGGCGCAGAAGGGUAAAGUGAGUGUGAAGGGGGUAGGAGCAAUAGAGGAAGAGGAGGGGGGGGGAGGGGUGGGUAUUCUGCAGAGAGCGAGGGGGUUGUGUGCCGACGAGGAGGAGGGGAGUCAUGGCAAGGAGGGUGGGAACCAAGCAAGUGAAGAAGUGAUGGCGUGGAGGACUGCGAAGAGGAGGAAGGUGCUGCGGCAUCCUGGCCUUUCGCCUUUGGGUGCAACGGAGAAGGGGAUGACGGUUGAUGGGUUUGUUGGACCAAAGCACAGGAAGUCCUCUGCAGGCAUCUUUGAGAGGAGUCCUGCUGUUGUUGCCGGAAAAGGAGAAAAAAGAGAGGGAGUUGGACGAUUGAAGCAGCAGCGGAGCUUAGUUGCGUCGCGUUCAGUUGGGAGCGCUGGGAGCAUGGACGGUCAAGGUCAUGAGCCUUGGCUUCAUCAUCCAGUCUUAUCUCGUAGUACUGUAGAUACAGCGACUUUUCAGGCGCCUUGCUUGGGGACUGGGUCUGUUCAGCGUAUCGCAGCAGUUAGGAAGGCAACGUUCACUUGUGCAGGUGGAGUGGAAUCUACAAGGAAGGAGGAAGGGAAGGGUCAGGGCUGUGGUUCGAGUCCAUAUCCUGCUGGAAGGAAAAUUGAUGGAUCAGCAAGUUGGAGGGGUGUCGUUGGGACGCAGAAGAGGAGAGCUCAUCCUGUGCACUGGCAGGCGACUUCGGUGGCGUGUUCUGAAGCCUCAGUCCAUAGUUCUGGCGCUGACACGGCUGCGAAGUCGGUGCCUGUUGAGAAAACACGGCCAGUGAUGAGGAUAUCCAUAGGACAGGCUUUUGCGCCCACUUUUAGAGCAAGUACAGGGUUUGCUGUCAAGAGGGAGUCGAAAGCACGCGCUGGCAGUGUGGGUGGCAAGGAUGGAGGGGUUGGAAGUAUGGGAGAAGGAUGUGCUGCAGGAGGAGGAUUAGUAGCAAGUGGGAAUGAGGAGAGAGGAGGUGGCGAAGGAGGAGGGGGAGGAGGAGGAGGAGGAAUGAGGAGAGAGAAGGUAAGACAUGGUGAAGGGGUUGUUACAGGGUGGGCUCCUGUGGCUAGGGAUCGGCAGGCCAGGGUUGCUGGGGAUGCAAUGAGACGGAGCAAACGGAAGAGGGUGCCCAGGCGCUUCCCUGAGUCCAUUUUAUAUCCGAUAUCGGAAAAUUACAGGACGACAGUAGUGGGUCGCCUUUCGGAAGAAGGAUGUGAGGGUUGGGGAGAGGACCAGCGCCCUCAUGUUCUUGAUGAGGCUGUCGAUGCCAAGUUUGCUGUUUCGGAAAGUAGCACGAUUCACAAUAGAAAGAACACUGCGAAUAUCACCUUUCAGGCUGACAGUCGUACCUUGCAAAACCAUGAGGGACAACUUUCCCGCACGGUUGUCCCCCAUGGUCUUUCUCCUGGAAAAGCAUGUGAGGAGCUUGGUGUUGAAGGAGGACGGGCUGCCGCUUGCCAUGUUGUGGAUGUCGCUGCUCGGGACACAACGGUUGCAUGGCAUGGAGGAGGAUCCUCGAACACACAUCAUCCAUGUGCAGGGCGGAGCGAAGUGGGCAAUCGCAACAAAGUGGCAGAAGUGAAAGUGGAGGCUCCUGCUUAUGGAAUGGGAGAGAAUCUUCCUCAGGGUAGCUGCACGCCUGUGAGCAUGCAUAAGCCUGGCUGUGUGAAGCGCCGGGGCCGGAGAAUGAUGAUGUCGUGGGGCUCAGACCGGGCAGCAAGGGUCAGCAAAACACGACCGGUUUGGGAAAUUGAUAAGGUUCCCUCCACCUUAGGUGGUGGACCAGUGGCUGUUGUUGAUGAAGUCCAUUCUGUUGGCGAAGGGGCAGCAGAUGCUGUCGACAAAGCUCGUUCUGUGGGCGGAGGGGAAGCUGCCACCAUCGAUAAAGUCUGUUCCGUUGGCAAAGGGGCAGCAGUCGCCAAUGAUAGGGUUCUUUCUGUCGGUGGAGGUGCAUCAGCUGCUCUUGACCUGAAAGAGAAACCUUUGCCGGGAGCAAGUACGACAACUUCAACAAGGCGGUUGUCUGCUGGCACUGCGUCUACUCGAAGGAAAUCACAACAUAUUGACAAUCUGCUGUUUGGCAGUGGGAAGCGGUCUAGUUGGAAGUCAUUUUAUAAUCCUUCUCGGGAAGAGCCAGGUGUGAUCGAUCGUUGGCACAAGGAAGAAGAGGGAGAAAAUGCAUUAGGGGGAGGGAUGCCUUGUUCCUCCUCGGGUGUGGACAAUGUGACAUCUCGGGGUCACCUUCACAGUCACUUGGACGGUCCCGGCAUCUCAAUGGAGGGAAACACAAGUAAAACGACGGCUGCUGAGAACCAGCCUCAUCAGCCCAGGAAGUGGGAGAGUAAGUGCUACGGGCGACAUGAUAAACAUGACGUUGCAGCGGACCCCUAUAUUGUUGUUGCGCAGAUGCAUGAGGCUGUUGGUGGUGGGAGUGCCGCGGCGAGGGCUGGCAAUGAGAAGAUGGCCGAGAUGCAACAAUUCAAUUACAGCCCUUUGAAAAACCGCCCGUCAUGCGUUGCUGAGCCCACCAGGAGGAGCAGCCGUAAGCCUGUUCCCAACUCUAUAUUUGAUGGUGUUUUUGAACUCAUACCCUAUAUAAGUCGGAAGUCAUUUGUGGCCUCUUCUUUAGAGAAACCCUCUGCCCAGGGAAUUUUGAAGGGAUGGUGCGACUGGGGUGCUGGUGCUGAGGCAAACAUGAGCUGUAUAGAAGGGAAGGGGAAGUGUGACACAACUGCCAGCUCCGGGUUUGAGAAUAGGACACACGAUGAAAAAGAUCAUGACGGCGAGAGUGAGAACAAGAGGGAAAUGCCACAGAGCGGGAAUAUGGCAGAAGGAGGCACGUGGUCCUCGUCAAGGCUUGAUGUGGCAUUGCCACCAAGGGUGCAGCUCUCCCACUCCACUGGAGGAAAAGACAGCCGCGGUGAAGUGUUGCAUUGUUCAUCUGCGGUUCUUGGUCAAGGAGGAGGUGCACUGUGGAAAGAUGGCAGACGUCAACGUAAUGACAACGUUGACGUUUUUGUCUCUGCCGAAGGAAGAGAUGUGCCUGUGGCCUGUGUUUCACGCCCGGAAGAUGCAAAUGAUGAUGACGAACAGGUACGAAAUUGGCCGCCGGAUCCUGAUGUACAGGCUGUGGAUGGUGCCCCUGGGAAGGAGGACUUUUUAUCUGUUGCCCAGGGGAUGACAGGGGACAGUGGGAGGAGUUUCAGUCCAGCUCCUGUGGCCAAAAGGGAAGAGUUGGUGGUUGAGCACCAAGGAGGGCAAGGUGAAGGAAUCUGUCUGGAGCAGGUGGCAGGGAAUGGAGGGGCUGCAGCUCCGGCGGAGUAUGAUGGUGAGAAGAAGAAGGUGACACCGGCGGGGACUCUAGUGGUCAGGGGGUCCGUGAAUGUGCUCAGUCGACCUGCGGAGGACACUGGGCAUAAACCAGACAAAGGGAAAAGACAGCACGUGCUCUAUGCAGGGCAAUGCGGCAAAUGCGGAAAGAUGUGCAAGAUGGGGAAGUGUGUGGAGUGCAAGAUCUGCGGAAGACUCGAGCAUAUCCAUUGCACUGAGAAGCCGGCGUUCUGUGCAUGCCCUCUGGAAGGGUGGACGUGCAAUUCAUGCCGUUGCUGCCAUAGCUGUGGUGUGAACAUUAUUGAGAAUGGCGGAUACAAGCAUUCGGCACGGAGCUUUACAUUGUGCAGGAAGUGCUCUGCUUUGUAUCUGCGGGACUGGUACUGUACGGGGUGUGAGAAGGCGAGUCUUCAGAGUCUGCAGGCACUAAGGAAACAAUGAGAGCGUCCCUGCUACCGCCAUACUCAUUUCUCACCAAACAAUCUCAGAGGAAAUUGAUUAAGCAAGCUCACCGAC
Chara braunii is the source of this 6511-nucleotide messenger RNA. NCBI's taxonomy places the organism in Eukaryota, Viridiplantae, Streptophyta, Charophyceae, Charales, Characeae. The record is from the annotation of a GenBank genome assembly.